AUCAACGCCGUUUAAGAAUUAGUGAUAACGGUUCAUUCUCUCAUUAGUCAUUACCGUGGCUGAUGUGCUUACUGUUUUUAGUAGGUUGUUGCCGCUUUAGGUAGCUGGUGCUUCGUUCGUUUAUUCCCUUCCUGCUGACGCGAAUGACGAUUAGAUAUUCGAAUGAUGUAGGCGUACUUGGAUAACGUCUUCCACGCGCAUUGAAUAUUAUCUCGGGAGUUUGUUUUCUUUUGUCCGUGUUUGUACACUCGCGAUGUGAACAAAAAAAUAUGGAUCCCUCGAAUAGGUAGUCGACAUGAAGUGUCAGAAUUAUUCAUCAUUAUGCUGCGCUGUUAACGUGUUGAAUGCGGAAGAUGGGCCGAAGAUAGACAAUUAGUGCUUACAGUUUUUGCAGCAUCCGUUCAUUUGAGACUACAAUCGUUUUGUGUAGCAUAACUGUUUGAUACGAUCAUGUUGAUCGCAUACUUGUUGUUGGUGUCGACUCUUUUCUACGAAGUCUUAAUUUGCAAUGCCAAAAAGGACUGUCCCAAGAGAUGUGAAUGUCUCGGCACGUAUGUCGACUGUAGCAAAACAAUGCUUAACACAUUUCCAGAAGGGUUGCCUCAAUGGAUGGAAACUUUGGAUUUGAGUGUUAAUAAGAUUGAUGGAAGUUUGGCAAUCGAUACUAAUAGUUACCUAUUUCUAACAACAUUGAAACUUACUAAGAACUCCAUUGCAACUUUUCCAAUAUUUGUAAACAGAUCAACUGUCAGUAAUUUAAAUUUAGCACAUAAUAAAAUAGAAAAAUUGGAGGCUCUAGAGCAUUUACCUAACUUAAAAAAUUUGGACAUGAACAAAAAUAAAUUGACAUUUUUGGAUGAUAAUACCUUUUCACAAUCUACACACUUGAAAAUACUGAAUCUGAACAAUAAUUUAAUCAGCAACUUAAGUGCAAAUUGCUUAGACACAUUGACACAUUUAGUAGAAUUAAAAAUAUCCCAUAAUAAGCUGAACAAUUUACCUGUUGGAUUAUUCAAAAAACUUAAAAAUCUUGAAACACUCGAUUUAGGUAGAAAUCACAUAACUGUCAUUCAUGGUUUAUUAUUUAAGGACUUGGUAAAUUUGAAAACAAUAAUACUUCGACAAAAUCUUAUUGAAGAUUUACAAGAUGGAUCAUUUUAUGGAUUGAUACAUUUACAAGCAUUACAUUUAGAAGAUAAUAAUUUGAGCAAAAUAUCCAAAGGCUGGUUAUAUGGAUUGACUUCACUUAUCUACUUAAAUAUAAGUUAUAACAGAAUAGAUCAAAUAAUAAGUGGAUGGGAAUAUUGUGAAGACCUUGCAGAAUUGGAUUUGUCUUAUAAUAAACUGCAGUACAUUGAAAAGAGUAAUUUAGAAAAUUUAAGGAAAUUGCAUAAACUACAUUUAAAUAACAAUAGAUUAUCAUUCAUUGAAGAAGGUUCAUUUAAUAAUACACCAAUGAUCCGAACACUUCAAAUGGAUCACAACUACUUGUCGUGGCUAAUUGAAGAUGCAAAAGAAACUUUUAUUGGUCUAAGAAAUUUGAAAAAAUUAAGUUUAGCUAAUAACAAAAUAUUAUUCAUUAAAAAAAGAAGCCUUUACUGGCUUAGACAAUCUAGAGGAAUUAAAUUUACUUCAAAAUAAUGUCCUAGAAAUCCAGGAUGAAGCAUUCAAAU
Acyrthosiphon pisum (pea aphid) is the source of this 1673-nucleotide messenger RNA. Its product is annotated as leucine-rich repeats and immunoglobulin-like domains protein 3. NCBI's taxonomy places the organism in Eukaryota, Metazoa, Arthropoda, Insecta, Hemiptera, Aphididae. The coding region runs from base 451 to 1641 and encodes 396 amino acids. The transcript is spliced from 9 exons. The record is from RefSeq and is a predicted model, not a curated record. Gene Ontology annotation, molecular function: protein binding.